AUGCACGAAUCACCGGCAAAAUUGUCACGUAAAGAAUUGAGACUGGAAGGUAUCAUGAAUGAAUUAUCGGUUGACGUGAUGGAAGAUAUCAUAAUGAGCAACGACGCGUCUACAGACAAUGUACUUUUUCCAGAAUCCCUUCAGCAUCUGUGUCGGAAAGUGUGUAAACAAGAAAAUCAAACAAUCUCUUGCUAUUAUAAGUUUGGGAAAGCACUUAAGGAUCGACUUGAUGAAUUUAUAGAGAAAAAACACGUAAAUGCUCGAGAAACAUUAAGCAAAGAAGUUUGUGGUAAUUUUCCACCUGGUACUUCUCCCAAUUUAGUAAAGAAAAAAAUGGAAAAGGCUCGAAAGAUAUACGAUCUUUUUAGUGUUAUAGGUGAAAACAAGAUUCAGCGAGUUCGUUCAUUCUCUGUGGACGCGAUUUCAUCACUUACGAAAGAUGAAAUUG
Acaulospora morrowiae is the source of this 448-nucleotide messenger RNA. The record is from the annotation of a GenBank genome assembly. NCBI's taxonomy places the organism in Eukaryota, Fungi, Glomeromycota, Glomeromycetes, Diversisporales, Acaulosporaceae.